AAGGACCCGUUACGCGCAAAGCAGGUAACGGUGCUCGACCAAGUCGGAUCGGUUCAUCGUCGUUGCAUACUGCUCCGUCUUGUCUCUCGUCCUCGAGAGCUCGGUUCGCCCUCCGUACGAGGCAGGAGGAAGACACCGGAACUACAUCCAAAGCACGGAGUAGCGCGUGAGAGGUUGCGCGAAGACGUCAAACUUCUACCCUACGCUGUAGGCUGGAAUAGCAGACGACGAAUCCGUGCUUUCGAGAGCAGAAGGCAAAUCCGAAACAAGAAGUCCGGACUUAGUUCUUAAGCGCAGCUCCUGCGAGAGCGCGCUCUCCGCGUCGUCUGCAAGUGAGCGCCUGGGCCUUGUCGUCUGCUGCGGGUCAGGUGGAUAACAGUUGCUCGUCAACUACCCCGCACAGGGGGCCCCAAAGGACAGUGUCGUACUUGUGGCUGUGGCCUGAUUGAAACGAAGGUCCUAGAUAACUCCUCUAUAGGGCUGAUUUAAAAUCUUUUUUUCUUUGCUCGUGCGUCGUGAAAAAGGACACCAGCUCCAAGGAUCAAGCCUGUGUUACCCGUCGUCUGUCACGGUGUGUGUUAUACUGUGAAAGCUCCUGCCAGUCGGGUUAUCCGCCGCGUCGUAUCAGGACUACCUGUUCACCACUGGAUUCGGAAAGCAUAGCACGCAGUUCUCUUUCAUCAUGAAACCGAGGUGGAUGUUUCUUGCCUUAUUGGCAGCCUGGUGUGCCUCAAGUACAGUCGAUGCCAGGAGACCGCUGCGGAAAGUCAGUCUCACAAGCCCUUCGGUACCCAGCGGCGGCAACACGGGCAAGAAGAUCGUCUGUUACUUCACCAAUUGGGCACAGUACCGCCAGGGUGAUGGCAAGUUCCUGCCGGAGGACAUUGAUCCGACGCUGUGCACGCACAUCAUCUACGCCUUCGGCUGGAUGAAGAAGCACAAGCUGUCCUCCUUCGAUGCCUCCGACGACACCAAGAAUGGCAAGAAGGGCCUCUACGAGAGGGUCAUCGACCUCAAGAAGAAGAACCCUAACCUCAAGGUCCUUCUCGCUGUCGGCGGCUGGUCAUUCGGCACCCAGCGUUUCAAGGAGAUGGCGUCCAACAGCUACAACCGGCGGCUCUUCAUCUUCAGCGCGCUGAACUUCCUGCGCAGGCGCAAGUUCGACGGCCUGGACCUCGACUGGGAGUUCCCGCGUGGCACCGAAGACAAGAAGAACUUCGUCGAACUAGUCAAGGAACUGCGCGAAUCGUUCGAGGCCGAGUCGAAGGAGAAGAAGCUGCCCCGACUACUACUGACGGCCGCCGUGUCUGCCGGUGCCGAGACCAUCCGCGGAGGCUACGACGUGCCCGCGGUGGCCGCCUACGUGGACUUCCUCAACGUCAUGUCGUACGACUUCCACGGCAAGUGGGAGAGCAUGACGGGACACAACAGCCCGCUGUACGCCUCUGCGAACGAGACCACCUGGCGGAAGCAGCUCUGCAUGGACUUCGGCGUGAAGACGUGGGAGCGCCUGGGUGCUCCCAAGGACAAGAUCGUGGUGGGCACCGGCACCUACGGCCGCACGUUCACGCUGGCGAACCCCAAGAAUAACGGCAUGAACGCCCCGUCCUCGGGUGGAGGCGAUGCCGGAGAGUUCACCAAGGAGGCUGGCUUUCUCGCUUACUACGAGAUCUGUGAUAUGCUCAAGAAGGGCGCCGACUACGUGUGGGACGACGAGCAGCUUGUGCCUUAUGCCUACCUCGGAAACCAGUGGGUUGGCUUCGACGACGAGAGGAGUAUCAGGGCCAAGAUGAACUGGAUCAAGGCGAACGGAUAUGCCGGCGCCAUGGUGUGGACCGUGGAUAUGGACGACUUCCGAGGUCGCUGCACGCCCAAGACCUGGCCCCUGAUCGGAGCCAUGGCCGAAGAGCUUCUGAACAGGCCCAGCCGUGGACCCAAGAACGUGUUGCCCAUCGGCAAGAAGCCGCGCACCGUCUCUUCCAAGACAACAGCGACGACCGAGACCCCCGGCGCCGUCAAGAGGAUCGACAACCUCAAGCCGGCCCCAUCCACUCUGCCUGUCAAGGAUGAGGCUCCCGAACCUGACACCAACGCCCGCGUGGUCUGCUACUUCACCAACUGGUCGGCCAAGCGCAAGGGCAAGGGUCACUACGAGCCCGAGGACAUCGACCCGACGCUCUGCACGCAUGUCAUCUACGCGUUCGCCAACAUCAAGGAGUUCAAGAUUGUGUCCACCGAGCCCGUCGACGAAGGCGACGGCGGUGCCAAGAAGGGCUUCUGGGAGAGGAUCGUGGGCCUCAAGAAGAAGAACCCGCUGCUCAGGGUCAUGCUGGCCGUCGGCGGUUGGAUGCUGGGAUCCGCGCCCUUCAGGGAGGUCACCGAGAACACCUACAGGCAAUCCCUGUUCGUGUUCAACGCCAUCGACUUUCUGCGGGAGAAGGGCUUCGACGGCCUCGACGUGGACUGGGAAUUCCCUCGUGGUGUUGAGGACAAGAAGAGACUGGCUGGACUCAUCAAGGAGCUGCGCGUAGCCUUCGACGGCGAGGCGCUGGCGUCGAAGAAGCCCAGGCUCAUCCUUUCGAUGGCAGCACCGGCCAGCUUCGAGGCCAUCUCCGCUGGAUACGACGUCGAGGAGUUGAACAAGCACGUGGACAUGAUCAACAUGAUGACGUACGACUUCCACGGAGACUGGGAACGCCAGGUGGGACAUCACAGCCCGCUGUUCCCGCUCUACACAGCCAGCAACUUCCAGAAAAAGCUCACUGUGGACUUCAGUGCGGGUGAGUGGGUGCGCAAGGGUGCCAGCAAGGAGAAGCUGCUGGUGGGCAUCCCGACGUACGGGCGCACCUUCACGCUGGGCGACAACAACCUCACCGACAUCGGGGCGCCAUCCAUCGCCGGUGGGAAGCCCGGAAACUACACGGGAGAGACGGGCUUCCUCUCCUUCUUCGAGAUCUGCGAUCUCCUGCGAUCCGGAGCAACGCUUGUCUGGGACAACGAGCAGAUGGUUCCUUACGCCUACAAGGAUGACCAGUGGGUCGGCUUCGAUGACCAGAGAAGCCUCAAGCUCAAGGUCCAGUGGCUGAAACAGGCCGGCUACGGAGGAGUCAUGGUCUGGUCUGUAGACCUCGACGACUUCAAAGGCACAUGCACUGGCCAAAGCUACCCGCUGCUGACGGCCAUCAAAGAGGAGCUGAAGGGAUACAAGGUUGCCAACCUGGAAGUGGCCUCCUCCAACGUCUACAACUCUUACGGACAGCUCGUCGAUCCCGACGAGGUUGUGUGUGACGAGGAGGACGGCCACAUCAGCUACCACCUGGACAAGAAGGACUGCACCAUGUACUACAUGUGCGAGGGAAAGCGGCGCCACCACAUGCCAUGCCCCACGAACCUCGUGUUCAACCUUAACGAGAGCGUGUGCGACUGGCCCGAGAACGUCGAUGACUGCAAGCACGUCGCCAAGAAGUCCUAGUAGUCCAGCCCGUCUCGCGUCUUUGCAAAUUUCGCUACCUUGUCGCCGUCGUCGCCCUCGUCGCCUCAACUGAACAGCGUAUCGCCGCGUAGCACUUUGUGGAAUUGUGUUUUGCGGUGCUACCAACCCGAUCACAGAAACUUUCGCUGGCGUUCUGUAGCUCUUUCACAGGCUGCAUUAGUUUCGGCAUUCUAUUAUUGAUUGACGAAGUGGCCUUCCGGCAAAGAAGUCGAUCGUCAUUGCCGCAGCGUACUCGGCUUCAAAUUUAUCAAUUGGGUGGGCAUAGGCAGCCAUGAAUUUUAGGUCACAGAUGAAGACGUUGCUCCAUCAAUGAACAAGAUGCACCCUGGGCACACCGAGUUCGUUUGAACAAUAACUAGAUUUGCCACUAGUAAGACAAGGUAUAAAAAAGUCCACUUUGGAAUGAAGGCUCUGGCCACUAGAAUCGCUGGGCGGUUGGUGCGCGCGCUCUUCACUAUUUCGAGAACAUUUUGUGCACCAGAAGGCACGACUUCAUAAUUCGUUUAUUCACUUGCGAAACAGCGGGCUUAGUAAGCAAGAAAUAUCUGCUUUGGGAGCACAGAGGUCACUUGAAUAGCAUGACAUCACAAAUACUAUGCAGCAUUUCUGGGGCGUUAGUGGAAUUCAUGCAAUAUUUCCUCUAAAGCGAAGAAGGGCAAAUUUUUGUUGCUGGCAAUACAGCCAGAACUCAUCUCCUUUGUACUUGGAAACGUUUUUAGUCUCACUUAAAGCACGUCUUAUUUCUUUAUGCAUUUGCACUGACGUUUAAAUUGAGCUACAAUAUUUCCCAUGAGGCUUGCACGCGACGACGGCCGACAAUAAUAAGCAUCGGAAGUGAAUCUCUCUAGGCGGUGGAACGGGUGACAUGCUUGGUUAUCCAGCACCGUUUUUUGUUGACGCGAACUGCCUUCGUGUCGAUUAAUACACGUUUGCGUCGGAGCGUGGAUAUAGUGGUCCGCAAAAUAAUAAAACAAGGCAAGCUACGCAUUUCAGAAUUGUAGCCCGAAAGUCAUGACCCAAAUGCUGUUUCGGAGAGGUCGGCAAUCGCGAGCGCUGUGGCGCGAUUAUCGAGAAACGCUUAUAAUUGCGUCACCUGCUGUUGCCGCCUAAGAAUCUCGAUUUUAGGCAUUUCUUGAUGUAGAAAGUGUGCCUGAGAUUUUUGCUUUGUUUCUUAGGAUUAUUGUGCUAUUUAGAUGAUAGCAAAAUGCAAAUAACGAGCUGUGCAAGCGUACUAUCGUGGACAGACGAAAUUCGCUAGAGAUAAUCAGUAGAAAAUCAGGAAACUUUCGAGAUAUUGUUCAGUGUAGAAACCUAAAGUGUCCUGAAUAAAUGUUCUUGUGAUACGGAGUUGUGUGCAGGGUUCAGUGCCCGAUUACAUAGGUUUGAGUUAAUCAAACCCGCGUGCUCUUAACUCCUCACAAUUGAAUACUAGUGCUCGCAUUUUGUUUGUCCACGAUAGUACAUACGAAAAGCAUUGAAAUUGUAUACCUUUAGUUUUUCUUCCAUCUGUCCCCCCAUGUGUCACAGUCGUCGACAAAGCCUGGCACUUGACAAAUGAGUUAGGGGCGAUGCUCAAGUGACGUGCAACCGCAAUCGUCAAGUGAGUAAUGGCCCAUAUUGAGAGACAAUGUGCCUUAAGUAUAUACAUGUGACAUACACACAGUGGCCAAUGUCCCAGCAGCCGCAUGUCUCAAACUGAACGUUCUAACCUAGAAAAAGCUGCCCUGUGGCAAGUAGAACUUGGAAUUAUGCUAGAACGAGCCGGUACUUAAAUACAUUCAUCAUGUUUUUUUUACAAUCAGUAAAUUGAAAUUUAACUGCAUUGCCGUUUGCUCAGUGAACUGGUCCUGUGAAAUGUUUUUCGUGAGCGUUCACUGAAGUUUUCAUUGAAGCUUCUUCCCAUGAAUAUUUUCGUAAAGACUUCUUUGGUCUCAAGACAAAGUGAAAUAUGACUUGUAGUUAACAUAAAUGAGCAAGGCCACAAUAACACACCCCAAACAUGAUCAUUCCUAAGACGGAACUGACUCCUGAGCAGUGCGCAUUUUAAAUUGUUUUAUUUCUUCUUUAUUGACUGCCAUAUUGUGUAAUAAUGUUCUUUUAGUGCUUGAUUGAACUCAAGGUUUUUCGUUGUUUUGAUGGCACAUGAAGUUAUGUGCAAAGGUUGCAGUGAAAUUAUUAACUUUCAUAGAAGUAUGGUGCUCAAAAAAUGUUACGUUACUACACUCCGCAGACCGCAGCCGAUGUAGAGCCAGCUUAGGCACUGCCUUUCAUGUAGCGUAGUUGAGCGCUGAAAACACGCUGUGCCACUGAGCUGGCACGUGACCAGUGAAUGUAUGGAUGCAGAAUAUCAGGCUUCUUCUGAGAAAUGCAUCGCACCUGUAUGUUUAGACUAGUGUGGCGGAAGGGACGUCAAGGUUUAAGAAAAACAAAGUGACUUGAAAGAUCUUUUGACUCAGACAUCGUCAUCAGGAGGUGUUGGCUAAGUUUGUUUUGGAGGAGACAGGAAGAAGCAAAGUUUGUUAUACAUAUUAUACAUUUAUGUAUUGUUUUAAUACGUUGCAAGAGUAUUUUGUGUUGUAAAAGACAUUUCGUGCUAGUGUAGAAUGCGUGUGCAACAAUCUAUAUUUCUGACGUGAGGAAACGUGGAACAGGUGUCAACGUUUUGGGGGACAUCGUAUUCCGCCAAUGCAUCUACAUAUCUAUUCCCUCUUUAACUUCUUUUACGUCGUUUUUGUCACGAACUACUUAAUUUCGCCCGCUGCAGAUUGAGGGUCGGUAGAUGAUGAGCACCAGCUUAUCUCAAGAUCAAUACUUCUUGAUUACGUGACAAGCUACUUGAUCUUUCCUCUCUAUUUUUUCCGUUUGUUAGUUGCAGACAAUGCUUUCUUUUGCGCGAAAAGCAUUUAUUCUUGAAAGCCAUUUCCGAACCUACCUUCCAAAACUACUCGUCGUAGGUAUUGCGUAUGUGCUGUGUAUGGUUGUUUCUAUGAAUUCCCCCCCAAAUAGGCAGUUUUUUGUCGUUUAGAUAACAAACCAAGCAUGAUCUGCCAGUCACCAGAGGAAAAAAAAACGAAUGUUUUGUCUCAUGUUCGCAAUGCUCAAAACGGUUGACCCUGCCUUGCUGAGAAAGUAUUUUUUUACGGUACCUUUCGUGGGCCUUGAAAUAAAGCGCCCUAUCUCAGCGAAGUUAAUCUUACAAAGUGCCGACGGUAUUACGCGCAGAAGAACGGGGCGCGCGUUGUUGUGAAAUAUGCUGUGCUUAAAGUUCAGCAUAGCACCCACAUCUGCAGGUUCGCUUUGUUAAUUUCUGCAUGACCUGGUGCACUAUCCAAAGAAAGCAAAUCACCUUUAAACGUGGAAACUAACUAAAACGCGAGCAUAAACAGCGACAAUAAUUAACCCAAAAUCAAUUUCCCGCUUCAGUAUUCAAGUGCUAGGAAAACUUUAUGUAAGUGAGGAACUUUAGAACGGUAUCUGACAGAAAAAAAUCCAGUUGGCUGAAUAAAGCCGACGACUAAUGAAAUGUAAUAUAACGCAUUGCACCCAUACGUGGAAUAACAAUAUCAAAUAUUUUCCUAGAUGGCAGGUCCAGGUGCUUGCGUUUGUUUGAACAUAUCGCCUCAAUCGUAUUUCUUCGGUCUUGGAACGCCGUCGAGAACCAUGCGUGCGUUUUGAAGGGACCAGACGUUUCUAGGCCUGCUUGUAUUCAAGGGAAUACUUUCAUUGCAAAACUAAUAGAAAGAACACAAAAUAAAUGUUAAUAUAUUUACCACCGGCAGACGAAAUGUUCGAAAGUCUGCAAGUUUCUCUUAGGCCUUUUAUUCGUGUGAUUAGCACAAGAAUGACUACUGCCUGUGACACCCUGCUGGAUCAGAAUUGCAAAAAAAGUUGUUUUACGAAUUCAAGAAUUUUCAGGCAAAGGGGCGAGGAAGAAUGUUACGUUUUGUUUGUUUCACUUUAGAAACUUGCACGUCAUACGGGAAGUGUCACUUUUGGCAGUACGGAAAAGACUUAGGUACCUCUAUUCAAGUUCAGGUCUCAUCAGCUCUGUCCUGGUGCCCUAUUUGCUGAAUGUGACAAUUUACCAUAAGCCGAAUGAGUGAUGUCAACCCCCCCCCCCCUCCCCCAAAGCUUCGAAACAAACAACAACAACAACAGCAAUAGGUUUGCCGUUUAGAGACGGCGUACAGGAUAGCUUAAGUGACAGUUGUUUAGGAAAAGAUACCAAGCGUACAUUUGUCUUGUCUCACGAAAAGUAGGGUGUUUUCUUUUAAUUGAAAAACCCUAUUGGUAUCCAGCCUGGGGCAUGCCUGGUAUGCAACUGGGGCAGAAUAAUGGCAUGAAUACAUGCGGAAUAUCUUUCGUGCCCAUAUAUGUCUGGUUUAGCGAGUCAUGUUGUCCUUCUCUUCUGUGACAAAUUUGAACAAAUAUUUCGCUCUUGUCGCCCCAUUUACGAGUUAGGUGUUCGCUUUCAGUGUGAACGAUCGCCUCGUGUAUUUUCCACAACGCGUAUAAGGCUUGGCACCAGGGCUGACAAUUGGGCCCCACGACAAGGAGACAAGAGUUCGCUCGGCGAAAGUCUCUAUGUCAGAGUUUCUUAUUUAUUAUCGCGCAUACCGCCUAUGACACUUUGCAGAUUGGGUGUGCUUUUUAUCUUGUUUGUGUUUUAUCUUCUUCUCAACGUUGUCCCUAUACCGUGUCGCGCUGUGUGCUCCGAGCGGCGUGUGUGGGUCUCGCUCGACGAGGUCUCGGCACUCGAGCUUCUGUACAAAGUCGGCUGCCAUCUGAGAGAAAGAAAGCGAAUAAAUACAAACAAAAACACCAAA
Messenger RNA from Dermacentor silvarum, 8319 nucleotides. It is a transcript of the gene Cht7, whose product is annotated as probable chitinase 10. Gene Ontology annotation, biological process: carbohydrate metabolic process; chitin catabolic process. Bases 683 to 3472 code for a protein of 929 amino acids. Gene Ontology annotation, molecular function: chitin binding; hydrolase activity, hydrolyzing O-glycosyl compounds. The record is from RefSeq and is a predicted model, not a curated record. Lineage: Eukaryota; Metazoa; Arthropoda; Arachnida; Ixodida; Ixodidae. The transcript has 16 exons. Gene Ontology annotation, cellular component: extracellular region.